UUUGAACUUACCUCUAGAUGAGUUUGGCGCGGUUGUAGAGAACCACCGACGAAAAGAGAUGACAAAAGAUAUGAGGAAACAAGUGUACCAAGCGUUGUUGGCUAGAAGCAAUAACAGGAGACUCCACAAGAAAGAUACCCAAAUUGUUGCCGACCAAUUUGAUCUCCACCUUCGGUCAGUGCAGCGCGUAUGGAACAGAGGUAAAAUACAACUUGCAAACUCGAUGCCGAUUGUGGUUGCUAGUCUAAAAAAGGGAAGAGUUGGUCGUAAAGCAAUUCCUAUUGAUUUGGAAGUUUUGCUUAACAUUCCUUUAAAGGAUAGGAUGACCUUAGAGGAUGUUUGUGCCAAGCUAAACAUGAGUAAAUGGAAGGUGCUAAGGUAUUUGAAAAAAGGUUUACUUAGGCAUCAUUCUAGUAGCAUCAAGCCCUUUCUCACUGAAGGAAACAAAAAUACUAGGUUGAAGUUUUGUAUUGACAUGAUUAAGAGGGGGUUGAAUGGUGAUCCAAGCUUUAGGGAUUUUUUUGACUUCGUUGUCAUUGAUGAAAAAUGGUUCUACCUAUCCCAAAAGUCUGAAAAAUAUUAUUUGCUCCCCGAAGAAGAUGAUCCACAUAGGACUUGCAAGAACAAAAACUACAUCCCUAGGCUCAUGUUUCUCACUGUUUGUGCUAGACCGAGGUUUAGAGAUGGACAAUGCAUUUUUUAUGGUAAAAUUGGAUGUUUUCCUCUUGUCAAUUAUGAACCGGCUAUAAGAGGAAAUGCUAUAACUGGCCGUGUAAGGGGAGAUAUGGUUAUGAAGCCCAUUCAAAGUAUCACAAGAGAUGUUAUUAGAGAAUUCAUGAUUAACAAAGUCUUACCGGCCAUUAGAGCUAAGUGGCCGAGGGAAGAUGUGAGAAAUCCUAUUUAUAUUCAACAAGACAAUGCACCUUCACAUUUAAAGUUGGAUGAUCCAUUGUUUUGUGAGGCUGCAAAGCAAGAUGGUUUUGAUAUUAGCAUCAUUUGUCAACCUCCAAAUUCUCCUGAUUUUAACAUCUUGGACUUGGGUUUUUUUUCGAGCUAUUCAAACAAUUCAAUACAAAAAGAAUGCAAGAACUAUUCAAGAACUAGUUCCAGCAGUGCAAGAGGCUUUCAUGGAGUUUUGUCCACACAAAGCAAAUCACAUUUUUGUCACACUACAAACUGUUUUAUUGGAAGCAAUGAAGAACAAAGGAUGCAACAACUACAAAAUCCCGCACAUGAAUAAGACUACAUUAGAAAGACAGGAGAGGCUGCCAACUUGUAUUCCUUGUCCACCAUCUUUGCUACAUGAAGCUGAGGCUACACUUGCUGCAUUGUAGGGAGAAAUAUGCUAGUUAGAGGCAACAAUGUCAUUUAGAUCUUAGCAUGUUUGAUUAGCAUGUUGUAACGUGAACAUUUAGAUCUUAGCAUGAACUUACCGAUGCUUUGGCGUCGCA
Messenger RNA from Zea mays, 1451 nucleotides. RefSeq lists its product as uncharacterized. Gene Ontology annotation, molecular function: nucleic acid binding. The coding region runs from base 59 to 1240 and encodes 393 amino acids. The record is from RefSeq and is a predicted model, not a curated record. The transcript has 2 exons. Lineage: Eukaryota; Viridiplantae; Streptophyta; Magnoliopsida; Poales; Poaceae.